Stereum hirsutum FP-91666 SS1 is the source of this 357-nucleotide messenger RNA. RefSeq lists its product as uncharacterized. The transcript has 3 exons. The coding region runs from base 1 to 357 and encodes 118 amino acids. The record is from RefSeq and is a predicted model, not a curated record. NCBI's taxonomy places the organism in Eukaryota, Fungi, Basidiomycota, Agaricomycetes, Russulales, Stereaceae.
AUGGCAUACCUCAGGCUUGGGACUGCUUCUGAAUAUUUCAUUCUUGUCGCGGCCGCUGUGGCGCGGUUCGCUUUCGCCAGCCCUGAUCGCAAUGACGGCGUCCAUCUCGCUGUUCACCCUCAAUGUGGGACUCUUGGUGGGAAUUUCACCGAUGUGAAUGCGGGUAUAGACCUGUCAGCAAUUCGCACCAUCGUCACAUUCGGAGUGAGCAACGGCUCUGCACUUCUACCACCGGUGGUCAUUCCUCCUGACCCUCAUGCCGGGAAUAGACAGACGAACGGGCCGGUUUGGAUAGAGGACUUAGCUCGCGACAUCAACGCCACACUAUCAGACUAUGCGGUAAACAGACGUUUCUAG